GCAAAGAGUUAAAUACCUACUUAUAUUAGGCGGAGGCGGUGGGGUUGCGUGGCGCGCCGCCCGCCCAGUAGCGUCCGAGCGGGCAGUGGCACCCUCGCGGGCCAGUCGGAGCCGCGCGCCCUCCGCGCUCGCUCGCGGCGCCACCACCUCACGCAUGGCCCGCACGCCGGUCUAACCUCUCUCUGUUAUGGACAAGCGCGGCGCCAGCGCCCGGGACAUCCCGAGCAUCCUCAAGAAGCCCAAGGGCCGGCGCAAGGGCGACCUGCUCGACAAAAGCACUAAGAUCAAGCGCGAGAAGGUGGAGGGCCCGAAGGGCGAGGAUGUGAGCGCUCCGCUGCCGCAGGGCUGCACGCCUCUCAUGUACGCCUGCCAACAGGCCGACUACAAGGCUGUCGUCGACGCUAUCAACAAAGACGCCGCAUCAGUCCGCGUCCGUGACCGCGGGCUCCGCUGCGCGCUGCACUACUGCGCGUCGAGCGGCGCGGGCGCAAGCCAGGCGGCGCGUGCCGCAUGCGCUGACCGCGUGAUCAUGGCUGCUCCAGCCCUUGCCGACGCUAGAGACGCUGACGGACUGACGCCGCUCCAUCUAGCGGUGGUACACGGAAAUGUACCGCUCGUGCAGACGCUGCUAGCGGCCGGCGCCGAUGUUAACGCGAGAGACGAUGAACAUCACACCGUCGUUCAUUGGGCUACUGUGUGCGGGGAAGUAGGCGCCCUGCGAGCAGUGCUCGCGGGCGGCGCGGACGCCGCCACUCCGGACCAGCACGGCGGCUACCCGCUGCACUACGCGGCGCAGAUGUGCGGCGCUCCUGCAGCCACCGAUCAUCAGAGUCGAGGUGCGGCACUUGAGGUGCUCCGAGCGCUGGUAAAGGAAGGUGGUGCCCGAGUGGACGUCCGUGACGCCGACGGCCGCACGCCGCUGCUCUGGGCCGCGUCCGCUGGCUCCGCCGCCGCUGUGCUCGCGCUCCACCAGGCUGGGGCUAAAGUUGACGAUGCUGACAGAGAUGGACUAACAGCACUACAUUGCGCCGCAGCGCGCGGACACACGGAAGCAUUAGAAACGCUAGUCGGCCUUUGCGGCGCUCGAGUCGACGUAGCGGACUCGCACGGCUGCACGCCUCUUCACUACGCGGCCGCGCUGGGCCAUGCUGAUGCCACGGUGGCGUUGCUGCAGCAUGGGUCGGACGCCCAUCGCCAGGACCGGCGCGGACGUAGUCCCGCCCAUACUGCAGCUGCUAAAGGACAAAUUGAAACUGUCCGAAUACUUGGAGCGAGAGGUACGAAUUUAUGGCUGCGAAACUCUAAAGGCGAUUUACCAUUGCACGAAGCUGUGGCUUCCGGCCGUAGGGAAUUAGUGAAAUGGCUCUUAGACGGGCGGCCCUCCCAAGUCAAUGCUACGAAUCAUGAAGGCCGUACUCCGCUGCACAUCGCAGCGGCCACAGACAAUGCUGAUCUUUGUCGCCUCCUGUUAGAUCGUGGUGCUCAAGUUAAUCCCGUGGCGAGGUCUUCUAAGAACGAACCAAUGACACCUCUAGAUUGUGCGUCAACGCGCGGCCAUAGAUCCACUGCUAAAUAUUUGCAAAUGCACGGAGGUCUCCCAGCAUCGAAAUUAGGAAACACAGAAAUUGUCAUUGAUGGCGCUACAAUAACAGCAUUACCAACACGUAGGGUAACUAGCACAAAAAUUGAUGUACGAGAUAGGAUUAGGAUAGAAAAGAGAGAAGUCGUCGAGCUUUCCAGUCCUAUCCCUGAUAGAAAACAGGCGAGGAAUAGGAUGGAUAGUGACAGUACUAAUGGUUCAUCAUCUGAUGAUAAGAGACCGAGACGACGGUCGGAUAAAAAAUAUACCAGUAGACAUCAGGAUAGACGAAAAAGAUUAAUAGAACCUCAAAAAAGUUUUAGCGAUGGUUAUGAUACAGAAUUGGAAGGACAAGCAAAAGACGAAUCACAUGAUCGAAAACAUAGAAAAGGCAGUAAAAAGAAUAGGUCUAAAAGUGAACCCUCAAGACGAAGUAGAAGUAACUCAAGAUAUCGAGGACGUCAUCGGUCUGCAUCUCAGAGUUCAUCUGGUUCAGAAACUUAUCCAGAGAAAAAGAAAAGUAAACGGCAUCGAAAGCGUGGCAGAAGGAGAUCAACUUCCUCGUCAGAAAGUAGUAGUUCUGAAUCGAGUGAAAGACGAAGUACAAAACGCAAAGGUAAAAAAACCUCAAUACAUAUUGAGAAUGACGAUGAAAAACAAAGCGUCAACAUUGUAAAAUACAAAAACGCCGAUAAUUUACAACGCUCUGAAACAAAAGAAGAUAUUCCUGCGUUACCUCCAACAGGCAGUGAAAUCGCAGAAAAAAAGGAAUCAGAUAGAGAAGACAAACAACUGGUUAUAAGUAAGACACUCAGUGAGACUGAGACUGACACCUUAUCAGUAAAGACAAAUAUGAUUGUUACGGAGGCACAAAUACAUAUGGAACGUGAGUCAAGCCAACAUGGAAGUUCAGAAAUUACAGUGACUGUCGAUUCAUCAAAUAAUGUAUCGAUUGAAACAGCCAACCUCUCAGUAACGCAUAAAGAUUUAAAUGAGGAGGCCAAAUCAGCGUCAGAUGUUGCGGUCACAAGUAGUGUAACUGAAAAGCACAUAUCAAUGAUACAACUGCUGAGCGACAAUCUUCAGGAGAAAAUACUGCAGAAAAGUUAACAACUCAAAAACCAAUCAAAAGACGAAAGCGCACCUUCAAAGUGUGAUCCGGAAAAUAAAAACAAACAAUCUGAGGAAAACUCUGGCUUAGAAACUCAGGCAAGUGAUGUACAAUCAAAAUCAUUAGAUGGUGAUAAAGAUCCGUCUCCAGAUUCAGCUAAAAGUGACAAAGAAAAGUCAAAAGAGACUUCAUCAAGUUCCAGUUUAGAACGGACUAGGAAAAAAUCGUUUCAAGUGUUGGCUGGUCCGGAAGAAUUAUUACUGCAAAGCAAAGACGCAGGAGAACUUGCCACUACGUUAGAUAUUAGUUCUGAAAGAAAAGAUUCGCGGGACAAAACUAGCUCUCCAACAGUGUCUUUUGCUAAUAAAGAUGAGGUUUUUGAAAGUAAAGACUCAGGUAAACAGCCUGAUCAUCUAAUGGGCGAGCAGGUGCUUCACGGUGAAGUGGGUCCAGGGAGUGGUAGUGCAGAUAAAAAGGUAAGCAGUGAAAGUACUUUAGCGAGUGCUGAUGAAAAACGAAAAGAAUAUUCUUCCACGACAGCAACCGGCAGUAGCAACGAAAUUGCACCGACGACAGAUAAGGGUUUGAUUACAGUAAUUGACGACAAAACUGCAGCGGAAGAUCGCGCUGUUCAACAAAUCUUGUUAGGGAAUACCUCAGAUGACAUCAAUUUACCUUUACCUGUUUCACCUAAACGAAAAUCAUCUAAAGACAGCCAAGGAAGUAGUAGAAAAAGCAGUAUUUAUGAAACCGAAAGUUAUAAAGUACUAUCCGAUAUUGCAAGUGUUACUGAUAUUAGCACAGGUAUUCUUAAAAAAUCUAGUAAAGUUGACGAAGGUUCAUUAGAUGACGACAAAGAAACGGUUAUCAAAGAUUCAUAUGGACGUGUCGCAAGUGUUAGUGACAACGAGAUAUACAGUCACUCUGAGGUGAAUGGGCGUAGAAAACGAUUCCGUAAAAAAGGUAGAACUAAAAGUCGUAUAACUAUCAGAUCGAAAAGUGAGAAUUCAGAGAGGGGGUACGAGUCCAGUGGAUUCAUGGAUUCAGGGUUUGAGCCAAGUCCUAGAGCAGUUCAGCGCCGAAUAAUGAGCCCACGUCUUGCAGCUUAUUACAGGCAGAGGAAUGCAAGCGGAAGAUAUUCUGGGAAAUCUGACAGCAGAAUUCCUGUGAGAAAACCUGGAGAUAAAAAUGCAGUGGAUAUGAAAUCCGUUACUCAGCGCAUUCAAACGAAUAUGAGAAGAUAUUACUGCGAAAGAAAGAUCUUUCAACAUUUACUGGAGCUAAAGCGUCUACAAAUCCGAACAAGUAAAACCAACGAAGCGGUUCUCGUGAAGCGAGCUAUCGACGAAUAUAACAAGUCGAAGCUUGGCGAGCGUGGUCUGGGCACCUACAGCAGCGUAGACUACUCGUUCAGCAGCUUCGAAAAGUUCCUCUAUGAAAGUCUUCGGAAAUUACAGAAAAGUGGCAAAAGGCACUUGGAUAAUCUGCCCGAGAGGCCAAUAGAUUUUGACUAUGGCGAGAGAGCUUGCCUCUGCACGAGCAAGACUCAUCGAUGCUUUCACGCGGUUCACGCCUAUACCGGCAUACCUUGCUCAGCUUAUAUACCCCAUAAAUGGAAUCACCACACAAUGCCCAAGCCAGCAACAGCGGAUCCAAGUACUAAAGCAAAAGGAUUCCUGCCAAAAAUAGCUUCAAAGUCGCCAUCAAGUUCGUCGGGCAAGGCUCACGUCACUCUGGAGGUGUCCCACGGCUCCGAACGACAGCUGAUCGCACUGCCAGCAGAGAAACUCGACAAAAACAAGAGAUACUACGUCACAUUCACUGUGAAAGGCUCAGAACCGCCAUCAGAUAACGACAACGGGUCACCUUCCUCCAACAAAGCUAAAGCAAGCGUACGAAGUGGCUAAUUAAAAUUUCCGACGAUUCAUGAUGAUUCUCAGUCCUUACUCACUGCCAUAUAAAGAUGUAGGAAGAUAAAAAAUAUUGGCAAGUAAUUUUGCACCGUGUAGGUACCAAAGGUACACGUGGAUUUUAUUAGCUAUUUUGUUGAAAAUUGUGAUUUUGAUUGACUGAUCGAUGCCGUCCAGUAGUACAAUGUGAAAACAUUCAAAAGGAACUUAACAUCUAUUUUUCUAACAGUAUUAAACAGAAAUAUUCAAUAUUAUAUAAAUUAUUUAUAACGAUUUGAGUAUACAUAAAUAACCGUUUAUAGUAGUUCGAAAUACCUAUUACGCAAUAUGUUUUAUUUUUACUAAAUAGAUGUCUUUAUAUGUUUAAUUAUAUUACAAUACACAAAUCGUGCGAUUGUGUUGUCUUCCUUUACCCGAACUUAUUUAAUUAUUAGCACAAUUAAUAUUCUAACAAAAUGCUCGACAUUUUGCAAGCACAAGUGAUUGUUAAUACUCAAUUACUUAGAUACCUUAUUGAUGAUUAUAAG
This is a messenger RNA of Leguminivora glycinivorella, 5127 nucleotides long. RefSeq names its product protein phosphatase 1 regulatory subunit 12A. Gene Ontology annotation, biological process: protein localization to ciliary inversin compartment. Lineage: Eukaryota; Metazoa; Arthropoda; Insecta; Lepidoptera; Tortricidae. Gene Ontology annotation, cellular component: ciliary inversin compartment. The record is from RefSeq and is a predicted model, not a curated record. Gene Ontology annotation, molecular function: protein binding.